Messenger RNA from Paramecium pentaurelia, 548 nucleotides. The record is from the annotation of a GenBank genome assembly. Lineage: Eukaryota; Ciliophora; Oligohymenophorea; Peniculida; Parameciidae.
AUGGAUCAAGAAACAUAGAAAUCUGUUUUGAUGAACAUUUAUUAGUAUAAAUUUUAUGUUUAAUAAUAGAAAAGAAAAUCAAUCGGGUAACAAAUUAAAACCGUAGAAUUUAAGUUCUCUAAAAUAUGUUCUCAAAGAACUACAAAAAUCAAAGAAAACUCCAAGUACAUCUUUACAUACUACUGCGAGUAAAAGAAAUUAACAAUCAAAAUAGAAAAAUAAUGUUUAGGUUUAAACUUCUUAAACUAGUUAUCGUUCUAGAUUAUAAUUAACAUAAAGAAAUGAAUGGAUUGAUUUAAUUAAUCAAAAAUCAUAAUAAAAUUACUAGUCUGAUCAAAUUGCAAUAACCGAAUAUCGGUAUUAAUAAAAUUCAUCUUAGAACUAAAGAAUAAAUGGAUUCUUUCUUCUUAAAUGACUGGAAAUAGCCAUAUUUUAAACAAGAAAAUAUAUAAUAAAUAGUCUAAAAAGUAAAUUAAUAUUAGCCUAUUGAUGAUAUUGAUUCAUGGAAAUAAGUAGUAUAUUAAAGAUUACAUUAAAGGAUAUCAUGA